GAGUUGACGAGUUCUAAACUGAGAAUCGGAAUGCGAGUUGCGAGUUUGUAACUUGUGAGAACUGAGAAGAGAGGAGAGAGAAUUGGGGAAAGUCAGAAAAGGGGGGAAAGUCAGAAAAGGGGGAAAUAAAAUUAGACUUCCAAAAUAAAAAGAGGGAAAAAGGUUCGAACUCGCGACUCACGUGGACUGUGGCUAGGCGCUUAAUGUUUGCACGCGGAACCAAUGAGCUAUCCUUGUUCUAAUGUAAUUCCUACGCACUCUCUUUGUUUUCACCUACUUUUAUUUGUUUUUUCUAGAAUUUUUGCUUGAUUUUUUUUUUCAAAAUUCCAUGUAUUUAGCUGAACCCACGGAACACACGCUAGAUCUAUCCCUGCUUAGGAGUGCAAUAAAGUAGGAUUCGUGACAUAGUGGCACACUAUUCUCCAUGCUUGCAUAUGUACAUUACUAUAAACCGUAAAAGCACCAAGUUGUAAUUGCUGUCCAUUUUUCAACUAGGCACCCUAACAAGAAUUUAUAUUUAAUUCACAAGCAAAUUGUUUGGGCCUUUGGGGGUUAUUAUGUUAGCCUAAAGUUAAAAGUAUUUGGAAAUUCAUAUCAGAUCUCAUAAAUUAGAACAGAAAAGUAUAGAUUGGAGUGAAUUAAUUUAUUUUAUUAUAUAUUUUUUUUUGAGGCUUUCAACAUGUGAAGAAGUCAGAGGAACCAGUCAUAUUUCCUCGUUGUCUUAUAAAAUACUUUCAACAUUAGCAAGUGGUCGAUUUAUUUGACUAUUUAAAUUUUUGCAAGUUGUAUUGAUAUUAUAAUAGCUUCCAUAAACGCAAGAAAAAUAUCUUUCAAAAUUUCACUCAUCACCAGCUUCAAGCAUAUUACAUAGUUUAGAAAAAAAAAUAUUAAUGAGAGUUUGUUCAUCAAAUAAGUUAUUUUGAAGAUCACAAGUGCUUUAUAAUUUCUACCAAUUGUUUCAGUAGGAGCUGCUGAAAAAAGAAUUUAUGGGAUUGGUCAACGGAAACUCAGAGAUGUCAAACAUUGAGUUGGGAAGUAAAAAUAAGUACCAAAGAAUGGAUUCUGAACAUGAUAAUAAUUCUUCAAGCUGUAAUCUUCAGAAGGAUAACACAAAUGAUUGCAGAAGAUAUGUUAUGGUUUGCGCCUUUUUCGCUUCUGUCAACUCAGUACUCCUUGGCUAUGAUGUCGGUGUAAUGAGCGGGGCAAUCAUAUUCAUCCAUGAAGAUCUCAAGAUAAAUGAGGUGCAACAAGAAGUAUUAGUAGGGUGUUUAAGUAUAGUUUCACUGAUCGGUAGUCUAGUAGGAGGAAGAACAUCAGAUGCUAUUGGAAGGAAAUGGACAAUGGGAAUAGGAGCAAUCAUUUUUCAAUUAGGAGGCAUUAUGAUGGCUUUGGCUCAUUCCUUCCAAGUCUUAAUGCUUGGAAGGCUUUUAUCAGGUAUUGGAAUCGGGUUUGGAGCAACCAUCAUGGGUGUCUACAUAGCAGAAAUAUCCCCUGCUAUUUCAAGAGGUUUCCUCACCACAUUUCCUGAGAUCUUUAUCAACCUCGGAAUCCUUCUCGGUUAUGUCUCAAACUAUGCAUUUUCAGGUCUACCUCCAAGUAUCAACUGGCGGGUAAUGCUUGCAAUAGGGAUAUUCCCUUCAGCAGUCAUAGGCUUUGCGCUCUUUGUAAUUCCGGAAUCACCAAGAUGGUUAGUUCUUCAAGAUCGAGUUGAUGAAGCAAGAUCAAUUUUGAUAAGAACAAUUGGCGAUGAAAAAGAAGUGGAGGAAAGACUUAACGAUAUCCUACAAACUGCAAGCAAAGCAAAAUCAAAAAACAUUGAAGAAAAAGCUGUUUGGUAUGAAAUUUUGAGACCUAAUCCAACAGUUUUCAAGAUGCUUUCUGCCGGUGUUGGGUUACAGUGUUUCCAACAAAUUACGGGAAUAGAUGCAUUAGUUUAUUACAGUCCAACAAUAUUAAAGACAGCUGGGAUUGAGGGUAACACUCAACUUCUAGCUGCAACAGUUGCUGUUGGAUUUACAAAGACCGUGGCAAUAUUAGUUGCGCUUGUCCUCAUUGAUCGAAUAGGUAGGAAGCCGUUGUUGUACACGAGCACAAUUGGGAUGACAAUUUGCUUGUUCUGUAUAACAGUGAGUUUGCCAUUCAUGGGAAAAGGAGAAGUUGGGAUAUUAUUGGCAAUAGUGUUUAUUUGUGGGAAUGUCGCAUUCUUUUCUGUGGGAAUAGGUCCGAUUUGCUGGGUUUUGACUUCAGAGAUAUAUCCAUUGCGAUUACGAGCUCAAGCAGUUUCAGUUGGUUUUGCAGCUAAUAGGGUGUGCAGUGGGCUUGUUAGCUUGUCUUUUCUUUCGGUUUCAAAUGCAAUAUCAGUGCCUGGGACUUUCUUGAUCUUUUUUGUAUUAUCAGCACUUUCAGUUGUCUUUGUUCAUAAGAUUAUUCCAGAGACAAAAGGAAAGACAUUGGAGGAAAUCGAGUGUUUGUUCCAAGAAAGGGAAGGCUGGAAGGAAGAGCACUUGGAGCUUGCAGAUACUGACCGUUUAGUAUCAUAAUCUUAGGUAUACUUUGUUUAAAGUGUAACACCCCCAUUUUCAAAAUAUUUUUAUAAAAUGGAAGUUAGAAAGAUAAAAUAUGAAAACUGAGUUUAACAUCUAGGGGAGUAUCUUAAUAUAACCUGUGACAAUAAAAAAUGCAGAUAAAUCUUAAAACCCAAAGGAAGACAAGCUAACAAGCCCAUUGCGAUUACAAGCAAAAGUAAUUUCAGUUGGUCUUGCAUGAAUCUAGAGGGCGUGCAGUGGGCUUGUUAGCUUGUCUUUCCUUUCGUUUUCGAGUGCAAUAUCAGUGCAGCAGUGCUUGGGACUUUUUGGUCUUUUCUUAUUAUCAACACUUCCAUUUACUUUUGUUCAUAAGACUUCCAGAGACAAAAGGAAAUACAUUAGAGGAAAUCGAGUGUUUGUUCCAAGAAAGGGAAGUAUGGGAGGAAGGUGUUCGAAACCCAUUGAAAGUCCACUUGUGAGUGUCUUACGUUCGAGAAAAAGGAGAGAAUAAACCACUUUAUAAGAUUAGGAGUUAUUCCUCCUAUUACCAAUUGAUUUUAGGAUGGAACUUCUUAAUUUGUAAGUGGGCUAAACUCUCCUCCUCCAUAUCGAGUUAACCAGGUCCAUUUUCAUAUAAUCUACAAAAAUUAACACAAGGGCACUUGGACCUCUAUUCAAAAUAUUUUUUAUAAAAUGUAGAUUAGAAAGAUAAAAGAAAAAAUUAACAAGAAUAAUUCAAACUAUCACUGUUUCGCUCAAAAUAAUCCUAACUAUAUAUAGGUUAUUCUAGAAUAAUCCAAAUUAAUUAUCCUAUAUAUAAUGAUCAUUGAAGACAAGAAAAAUAAAAGUUUGGAUUAUUUUGGGAAGGUACCCUAAAUAGUUUGGAUUAUUCUAGAAUAACUCAAUAUUAAGGUUAUUUUGAACGAACCGUUUACAGUUGAGAUUAUUUCUGUCAAUUCAUAGUUCAAUAUCUAGGGGAUUUUUAUUUAUAUAACUUGGUACAGCAAUAAAUUCAGAUAAAUUAUGAAAGCCAAAAGGAAAGUCAAGCUAACAAGCCCAUUACUAUUAGAAGGUCAAUCAGUUUUACCGGGUUUUUGCAAUUAAGAGGGUGUGCAGUGGUUGUUAACUUGUCUUUCAAUCCGUUUUUCAUUGCAAUAUCAAUGUCUGCAACUUUCUUGGUAAUUUUAUGUAUUAUUAGUAUUUUCA
Molecule: messenger RNA, 3731 nt
Organism: Beta vulgaris subsp. vulgaris (sugar beet)
Lineage: Eukaryota; Viridiplantae; Streptophyta; Magnoliopsida; Caryophyllales; Amaranthaceae
Product: probable polyol transporter 4
Exons: 2
Coding region: 987-2540 (517 amino acids)
Biological process (GO): transmembrane transport
Cellular component (GO): membrane
Molecular function (GO): myo-inositol:proton symporter activity
Source: RefSeq, a predicted model, not a curated record